Molecule: messenger RNA, 1675 nt
Organism: Elaeis guineensis (African oil palm)
Lineage: Eukaryota; Viridiplantae; Streptophyta; Magnoliopsida; Arecales; Arecaceae
Source: RefSeq, a predicted model, not a curated record
ACUUUACUUCAUUUUGGUUUUUCUGCAGGGGACAAUUGGUGCGGAACCUCCAAAAGGAAGGCCCUUGGGUUCUCAAGGAUCUUAAAGACAACCAUCUCCUUCAGUUAGUAGAUUUGUUAAUUUCAGAUAAAAAAUGGGUGGAAGAAUCUGCUUCACAGACAUUUCCUUUCAAAGUUACAUUCCCAGAUGAAAGAAGGUGUGUUCCAUCUCAUGCACAUGGUUCCAAUGGUUUAAGUUCUAUCUUUUCAGGUAGAACGUCACAGUCCAGCCUGCAGAGCCUACCAGAGCAGGAAAAACAAGAGCAGAUAUCUAGGCCUCUUGGAAGUUCAUAUAACGAAAGUGUAGAUUCUAAGCAGCCACAAAAUUUUUCUGAGCUGAAAGCUUGGUUUCAGAAAACCUUUAAUGCUACAGAAGGUGUUGAACCUGAGGAUUUUAAAAAGCUUUUUGAGAGCACAUUUGAUAGGAAGCUUUUUUGUUCUUCUUAUGGUUAUUCAACUGUACGAAGCCUCAUUGCAGCUUGCUCAGCUGAUAAUGUUUCCAACCAAGAAAAAAAGAAGAGGCCUCCCAGCCGAGAAGAAGUAUUAUCUGAUUGCCACAGAUUACUGAAGGAGCUUUUGGAGGAAUAUCCUGAUGGCUUUAACAUGAGCAUUGUCAGACCAACUUUCAUUCAGAGGUACGGUUAUGUUCUAGAUUAUCAAAUGCUUGGCUACCCAAAGUUUGUAUCAUUGUUACAGAUAAUGCCAGGGGUGAGGAUAGAAUCCCCGUAUAUCUUUCCUGCAGACAAGUUGUCAGAUUCCAGCUUGGAGAAGCGGGCAAUUAGCGGAACACCUUUUGAUAGUUUGGAGGGUGACAAAGGGAAGGUUAUUAGCAAAGAAAAUGAAGGCAAAUAUGGUGAAGAGCACAUCUGGGAGGAGUUGGGACCUGUAUCUGAUACAGUAAUCCAUGAGGGUAGUAACCUUAUGGAAGAAAUGGAUAAACAGGUGAGCUUUGAUGAAGCUUCUCUUUCAGAUGAAGAAUUUACUGAUACUGAGGAUGAUACUCCUAGGCAUUUUGAUGAAUCGGAGGGAAAGAGCAGAAAAAGUGACGAAGAGAGCUCUCUUCUCCAGAUUCUUGAUUCAUGGUACAGUAGUAAGGAAGCUGGUGAGAAGGAACAAGCUCAGGCUGUUGAUGGGCUUGUGGAUUGUUCUAGAAGCAAUGCUGAUAACCAUGUAGAUCUUAAGCCUACGGACUCACAACUAAAGGUGAGGCCCGCAAAACGCUAUUCUUUUGUUUCAGAGUCUAGAGAUGAUGAGAAGGAAAAGUUGGUGAAAAGCAUUUUGGGUAGUCUCAGAAAAGCAGGAGACUCAAGGACUUGAGCUGAACCCCAAUCCACCAGGAAGGUCCGAUUCUUAUAUAUCACUUGGUAUGCAAUGAUGAUGGUGAUGCGAUGGAGCAUUUACUGGCAAUUAUGUUCACCAGCAAGGCUCUUUUGUCUGGACAGAUGAGAUUUCUUUCUUCUUUUUAUUCAAACCUUGAUUCCGAUUAAAUUAUUUCAGAAUGAAAAAGCACAAUGGAAAGUAAACAAUGGCAUUAUAGAUUUAGAAGUAUUCAUUGUAUCUGAGCUCAACCUGUACUCUCUGGUAAUGGCUUACUGCUAAGUCUUGAGAUAUGAUAAUUUUGUGGACUGCUGUCGUAA